UGCACACAUAUUAUAAGCCUGUACAAAACAAGUCAUAAUCUUAAAAACAAAGAUAAAAUGAAACAUUUAACCCUUUUAACAUUGACAUGUGUCUUCGUAAAUGUUUCGGCUGAUUUAAUGGAGUAUAUAAGAGCGGUUUCCCUUGCAAACAGACUCAUACAUCUAGCUUCAGGAAUUCACAAUGAUUUAGUAAGAAGUAAGAAUGUAGAAAAUGGAUUAGAAUAUGUAAUUAAAUCAAUGGCCUGUGAAAAUUUUUUUACGCUUGACCAAAUGAAUUAUAUGAUCGCUGUACCGGACUUUGCACCACUUAACAGCGAACGAGAAAUUAUAGAUGCUAUAGGCCAUCAAAGACAAAUAGGAACAGAAAUAAGCCAUGAUCUAAGUAAAUAUCAAUUUUAAUAUUUUUCAAGCAAAUGACUUCCUAAUUUAAAAACCACCGAAAUCCAGAUGGUGUCAUUAUUGUCUAAUAUACGGUUAACGUU
This is a messenger RNA of Adelges cooleyi (spruce gall adelgid), 482 nucleotides long. RefSeq lists its product as uncharacterized. The record is from RefSeq and is a predicted model, not a curated record. Lineage: Eukaryota; Metazoa; Arthropoda; Insecta; Hemiptera; Adelgidae. The coding region runs from base 58 to 399 and encodes 113 amino acids. The transcript has 8 exons.